AUGGGAUCGGCACUUCCUUGUGUCCUGGGCUUGGUAAUCAUGACCAACUUGGUCUUCGAACUUGGAUUAUACGCAGCGCCAACUGGUUGCAGAGGUUGCCGAGGGAAUUGCAGUAGCAGUUAUACAAUAAGCAACAAUCUUACUAGUAAUUACUCAGUAAAUGAGACUGAAAUGGGGAUGAGCGAUGACAACGAGACGCUGUAAGUUAGUUUUUAUAAACAUUUUACUUUGCUUGAUGGUAAUUAUUUUAGUAUUCAGUUGAUCGACCAAGAUACCAACAGCAGACAUAAAAGAGCGUCUACUGUGGAGAAGAAGCCCUGUGAUGGCCACAGAUUCCAAUUGGAGUUGAUCCUCAUUCCAAUGUCCAUAUUUAUGAUCCCAGUUGCACUUGGCUGCGUUUUGUUUUGCGUCUGUUUUUGUGGACCGAAAGAAACUCGAGGUAAGUAUUUUAAUCAACAGGAGAAUGCUUGAGGUGCGAGCUCAGAUUGGGAUGGAAAUCUUCAAAAAUGACAGAAAUUGGGUGAAUAUAAAUUUUCGCGUCCCGACAUUUCGGGUCAGGGACAACUCGGGUAAACGACACCUCGGGUCAACGACAUUUCGGGUCAACGAUACCGUUUAAUAUUUUCGCUUCGGGACUGGGAAAAAAGAAUUUUUUGGGGAAUUUGAAAAAUUUUUAAAAUGUUUUCGCUUCGGGACUGAGAAAAAAGAAUUUUUUGGAGAAUUUGAACAAAAUUUUGAAAUGUUUUCGCGUUGCGACUUGGAAAAAGGAUUUCUUGGAGAAUUGAGGUUUAUUUUUUUAAUUUUUUUACUGAUACGAUUUUCUUAUGUGUUCGUCGCUUAUACACUAUUUUCCUAAAAAAAUAAAAAAAAUAAACCUCAAUUCUCCAAAAAAUCCUUUUUCCAAGUCCCAACGCGAAAACAUUUCAAAAUUUUGUUCAAAUUCUCCAAAAAAUAAAAUAUUAAACGAUAUCGUUGACCCGAAAUGUCGUUGACCCGAAAUGUCAUAGCGCCUAAAUUUUUUAAUUUUUAGCUUUCGAUUUUCAAAAAAUUUUAUGCACAGGGAACUCGGAUUUACUUACAUCUAAGUAAUUUUUUACUCAUAUUUACCAAUAGCAACCGGAGAAAGUUUUAUCAAAACCUAAGGACUUUUCAUUAUUUUGUUCCAAAACUCUCAAUUUUUUGCAGGAAAACUCCCAGAAAAAAUGUGGGGAAUAAAGUUGGCCUCACAAAACCAGAAAAGAAAAAGACAUGACACAGAAGAUGAACUUGACUACGGAGAUGGUUAUGUCCAACGAAAAGACAGCAAGAAAACUCGAUUUGCCACAAAUGUUUUGGUCAUCGAAAGACGAAGAGAGAGUGCGAUUACAGUAGGAUCUAGUUCCCCAAAACCUCUGCCAGCGAUGCCGGACGACAAAAAGAUCACCAGAUUCAACCAGAAGGUAGAUGUCAUUGAGGAAGAUACGAUUCAAACCACCCGACUUUGA
Messenger RNA from Bursaphelenchus xylophilus (pine wood nematode), 1484 nucleotides. The record is from the annotation of a GenBank genome assembly. Lineage: Eukaryota; Metazoa; Nematoda; Chromadorea; Rhabditida; Aphelenchoididae.